CCCGUCGGAAGCACAAAUCCUCAUGGAGGCAUACGAGGAGGUAAAAGAUAUAAUUAAGAAGAAAGGCAACACCGCCACAGUGAUAAAGCAAAGAGAAAAAGCGUGGCAAAGUAUUGCAGACCGCCUGAAUGCAUUAAACAUGAACGGGCCAAAACGGACAUGGCAGCAGGUCAAAAUCAAAUACAAGAACAUUCUGCAGAAUGCAGUGAAAAAGAAUACCCACAGACAAGGCACGGGUGGUGGGUCACCAAAGGCUGACCUUACCCCAGCAGAGGACAUGGCCUUGGAGCUAAAUAAAGGCAGGCCCGUCUUAGAGGGGAUCCCUGGGGGGAAAGAGACGAGCAUAGGUUCCUCCCAAGAUGCCACCCGCUUCAUUCAAGUGUCUGGCAGCACUGUGUUCCUGUUAGAGCCACCAGCACAAGCACCAGACGAUGCUGAUCCAGGUGAAAGCCCCAGUGCAGCAGCAACAGCACAUGAUGGAGACGAUGAUGAGGAGGAGACCAUCUCUGUGGAUUCCAGAAGGCAUGAGGACCCAGAUGCUAUACAGUGGGAAAACCAGCCUGGCAACAUAAGCUCACAAGCUAUCAGAAAGUUGUAUGGCAACCACCUCCGGCGCCAAAUAGAACUGGCAGACAUAGACAUUCAGUACAAGAAGAAAAAGAUAGAAAAUCUUGCACUGGAGUCCGAAAUAAAAAAGAGGACAAUUAGGAAACUGGACCUUGAAAUAAAAAAACUUGAGAGGGAGGUGAGAUAUGCCUUCAAUGUACACUGUAUGCUAACUGUAACACAAAUGUAUUAAUCAUUAUUUUUCUUUCCUCCCCCAGCUCCAAGAAGAUGACACAGCUCAAAA
Megalobrama amblycephala (Wuchang bream) is the source of this 850-nucleotide messenger RNA. RefSeq lists its product as uncharacterized. The record is from RefSeq and is a predicted model, not a curated record. Bases 23 to 799 code for a protein of 258 amino acids. NCBI's taxonomy places the organism in Eukaryota, Metazoa, Chordata, Actinopteri, Cypriniformes, Xenocyprididae. The transcript has 7 exons.